Messenger RNA from Penicillium brevicompactum, 1320 nucleotides. RefSeq names its product acyl-CoA dehydrogenase family protein. Lineage: Eukaryota; Fungi; Ascomycota; Eurotiomycetes; Eurotiales; Aspergillaceae. Gene Ontology annotation, molecular function: acyl-CoA dehydrogenase activity; flavin adenine dinucleotide binding. The record is from RefSeq and is a predicted model, not a curated record. Bases 1 to 1320 code for a protein of 439 amino acids. The transcript has 2 exons.
AUGAUGCAUCGGUCACAACUUUUAAAGACACUCCGCUCGCCAAGGCUGGCGCUCUCGCCGCGUUCAUGCCGUACAGUGUCUCCCCAGGCCCGUGCCGCGUUCUCCACUUCGGGGCGGCGCGACAUCAUGAGCAUGACUGGUUUCACAGAAGAACAGCUCAUGGUCCGAGAAGCCAUCUCGCAGAUUUGUUCGAAAUUCCCAAACACAUACUGGCAGGAGCGAGAUCAACAAGAGAAAGAUCCUAAGGAAUUCCAUGCUGCGUUGGCCAAGGAUGGAUGGCUUGGUAUUGCUUUACCCGAGUCCCUCGGGGGUGCUGGCUUGGGAAUCUCUGAGGCAACAAUGAUGAUGCAGACUAUCACACAAUCUGGUGCCGGUAUGGCAGGUGCACAGUCUAUCCAUGCCAACGUCUAUGCAACGCAACCAUUGGCCAAGUUUGGUAGCAAGGAGCAAUUGGAGACGACUAUUCCAAACAUCAUCAAUGGAACAUGGCGUACUUGCUUCGGUGUCACUGAGCCAAACACCGGACUUGAGACUUUGAAGCUGACCACACUUGCUCGCAAGACCGACGAUGGUUACUCCGUCUCUGGGCAAAAGAUCUGGAUCACCUGUGCCCAAGUUGCUUCGAAGAUGAUUCUCCUCGCACGUACCACUCCACUCGAAGAAGUCAAGAAAACCAGCGAAGGUCUCUCAAUCUUUUGUAUUGAUCUUGACCGAGAAAACCCAGGCCUUGAUCUGAAGAAGAUCAAGAAAAUGGGUGGGCGCGCUGUCGACGCCAAUGAGGUCUUCUUCGACAAUUAUAAAAUUCCAGCAAACACUUUGAUUGGCAAAGAAAAUGAAGGGUUCAAGAUCAUCCUCCACGGCAUGAACGCAGAACGAUGUCUUUUGGCCGGCGAGGCGCUUGGUUUAGGUUACGCUGCAUUGGAAAAGGCGUCACAGUAUGCUAAGGACCGCGUUGUGUUUGGGCGACCGAUCGGACAGAACCAGGGUGUGGCACAUCCACUAGCCGAUGCUUUCAUGAAACUGGAAGCAGCGAAACUCGCUACCUACCACGCAGCACGCUUGUAUGAUACCAACGACAGUUCUGUUCCAUUCCAUGAGAUCGGUGUGGCAUGCAACAGCGCCAAGUAUCUGGCCGCUGAGGCAGCUUUCACGGCGUGUGAGCGGGCUGUCCUAGCGCAUGGUGGUAUGGGGUAUGCGAUGGAGUACGAUGUGGAGCGCUAUAUGCGCGAGUGUUUUGUUCCUCGUAUCGCGCCUGUGAGUCGGGAGAUGAUCCUGAACUAUGUGAGCGAGAAGGUGCUCGAACUGCCCAGGAGCUAUUAG